CGUGUUUCCCAUGAACAGUGAGUGACUUACGUUGUCCACAUGGGUGCGGGCCCUUUUGUUUUUUAUGCUGUUCUUCCAAACCAGGAGUGUACUAGUCCACUUCCAUUGUAAUUACCCUCUUCUUUCUCUGCAGCUUCUCUGUUUAUCUUACUCUAACACACACACAUACACCAACCCUCCCUCUGUUCUGCUUCCAUUCCACUAAAGUUUUGGUUUUUCUGGCCUCUCCAUUCUUCUUCUUCCUCUGGGUUUUUCACUUGUUGGAUUUUCUUACUCUCUUUCAUUGUCAAUGGAUAACCAGGAUCAAAGAAGAACUCACACUGCAGGGCACGAGAGUCAUGGAGUUCAUCUGUGUCACAAAUGUGGAUGGCCAUUUCCAAAUCCACAUCCGAGUGCCAAGCACAGGCGUGCUCAUAAGAAGAUCUGUGGAACCAUUGAAGGUUACAAACUGUCCGCCUCCGAGGGACAACCCCAUUUGAAUGGCUCAGAUGAUGAACAUGUUUCUGAUGAUGAUCACAAAACACCAGGUUUGGUUGUGUCAGGUCCAAAAUCCUUGGAGACAGGCAACAAAGAGAAGGGCAAUGAAGGAAAUGGAGAAAAAAUAAUUAGAUCAGAAGAUGAGGUGUUCUCGGAUGCAGUUGCAGACUUUUCGGAUAGUGGAUCAAUUCCAGAAAUCAAGGAACGGUUGCAAGAUAGUUUGGACUCAGGUGCUGAUGUGGAAAGGGUUGACAUAAAAGAAACAAAAUUUUCAGGGUCUUCUGAGGACAAAGAUUUCAAUGCUGCAGAUGCAAGUCAGUUAAUUGACAAGUCAACUGAUGACAGCCAAAUUCAAAAUCCUAAUAUUUUUCAAAAUGAAAGUGUUGAAUUGGGAAACAUGGUGGAGUUGCAAGGUCAAUUGUCGGGCCCUACUGUGGAUCCAUUGUCAAGUUCCAUUGCAGACUUGAGAACCGAAGUAUCAACUAAUGUGGAUAGUGAUGUUUUUUUUGGUUUGUUAAGUGACUCACUUCCUGGCAAAGCUGAAGCCAUGCUUGAUAUAUUGCCAGAAAAGAAAAUCCAUGCUGUUGAGAAUGUGACAGAUUGCAUUUUGAUAUCUGUUGCAAAGGAAACUAAUUUGAAAGAAAAGGAUGAGAUUAAUUCUGCUGGAGAUGUGAUUGAAAUUGUGGAAUCAUCUGAUAAUGUUGUAGGUGAAACAUGUGAAGGAGUGUCUAAAAUAGCUGUUAGUGAUGCAAUUUCCUUGGAUCAUCAAGUGGGUGAUGGAGCUGUUCAUCUGAAGGAAAAUAAUGGCGCUGAGAUUAAUUCCUACAGAGAUGUGGUUGAAAUUGUGGAAUCAUCUGAUAAAGUUGUAGGUGAAAUGAGUGAAGAAGUGUCUAAAAUAGCCGUUUGUGAUAUAGUUUCCUUGGAUCAUGAAGUGGGUGAUGGAGCUGUUCAUCUGAAGGAAAAUAAUGGUGCUGAGUUCCUUUCUUUGUUGCCCCCAGAUAACCUCCCUCUUGAGUUAAACUCGGUUGUAAUCACAAAUGACGCACAGGGAGACUCUGCAUAUGUGGUACAGUUUGCUACUUCCAGUGAUGACAAAAUUUUGCCAGAAAAGGGAGAAGGAAAUGUUAAUGUUGAUCUUCUUCCUACGUGUGAUGAUAUAUCAGAUGAAGCACAUCCUCAAAGUGAGUAUGGAGACUUUAAAGAUCUUGAAGGAGUGGUAUACCAAAAUCCUUUCCUACAAUCAUCCGAGUCAUUGAAAUAUAAGGGAGAUGACUUAAAGAACAAUGUUACUGAGGAAAAUAAAUUUCAUUUCAAUGCAAACCAAUUGAGUGAAAAAAGUGACAUCCUCUCUCCAGAUAUGGAUGUUCUAGAUAAUAGCAUGAAGAUGGAGCUGGUCAACAGUGAGCCUACGCCUAAAGAAGUGCAUGCUGAACAGUGUACCGAAGUUUCUCCAGCCCAGCUCACAGUUGAAAGUCAUCAAAGAUCAGAUGAGACUGAUGCAUCUAUGAAAGCUAUGAAAACUGAGAAAAAUGAAAUUCAUAUGGUUCACUUUUCUGAAGAGCAUGGACCUGAUGAUGUGUGUAAAAAUUCCCAGCAGAUAAGUUUACCAGAAGAUAGUUUAAUGGCCUCUUCUAAUGAGAGUCAGAGGGACGAAUCCUUUAGGUCUGCAACUAGUGAAACAACUAGGGCAAUUAACAUAGACAGCACAAGUCAUCAUGAGGAAAAAAUAACUGAAAUAAAUGAUGUAGCUUUAGAUGGCAAGGAUGUAGAAUCUAAUUUAGAAAAUGAUAUUGAAAUUAUAUUGAAAGAUCUUCAACCUGGUGACAUCUUGCAAUCUGAAGUCAAGCAAUCAGAUGACUUAUUUAAGAGUGACAGCGCUGGUAAGAGUGAUGCUGCUGGUGAAAUGGGUAAAAAUGAACAAUGUGAUAUUCCUGAUGCUCAAUGUAUGGAAAGGCCUACUGUGAGUGAUGCUUUAUUGCCGAAAUCUGCUACUGGUCAUUUUGAAAGCCCAGCUAUUUCAGAGUCUUCAGACAUUGUGGAUGAUGGACCUGUGAACAAGUCAAAUGGUACAGAGUGCAGAAAUAUUAAUCCACUACCAGGUUCCCAGAAAGACAUAAAAGAAGAUGAAAUCAAUAUUAAUAUCAAACUAAAUGAAGAAUAUAACAAAUCUGUUGAUACUUAUACCGAAUCACGUCAAGCUCAAGAUGCUGGACUAUUAGUGAAAGCUACAGAAGACCUUGCUAGGGAAUAUACAUCUUUAACUACUGUACCUUCUGCUCAGCCGGACAGGGAAGUGUCUAAUGCUGUGCCUGUUCAAGAUCAAACUGGUAAUAACUUGGGUAAACUUGGUUCAUCCAGAGUUGAUGCUUCAGUUGACUCAGGUAGCCGGUGUGACAGUUUGGAAGGGAACUGGGGUUCUGUUUCAGUUCUCUCAAUGCAAUCCGAUGCACCAGCUGUUACUGAUGCUGAAACUUUGCCAUCAACUGGCUUGCUGGCAUCAACAGGGAAAUCAAGCUUGAACAACUCAAAAGCUACACCUGACAGACAGCAGUCUGGAAACUCAGAAAUGUUUGAACCACCAUCUUUCAUGACCUUGGUUGAUCCUAGUCAGGUUAGCCCCAAAGCUUCUGCUUCUGAAGUCCAGAAGGGGCAGAACACACAACAUACAGAUUCCACUUCACAGGCUGCUUGGUUUCCCACUCUCACGCAGGUUGUCAACGAGUCUCAAGGGAGGAAGAAGAAUGAAGAAAUAAUUGCCAAGGUGACAAACUGGAGCACCAGUAAGGAGCACACUCCUCUGAAGAGCCUCUUAGGUGAGGCUGCCCAUAGUAGCAAGCCAAGAUCUCCAAAAAUGGAAAACUCUGUGAAUCAGAAGAGUGGUAAAGUUCUGGAGAAGAAUGGUUCUGGAUUGACAACUGUUAACUCCAUUCUGGGUCCUGAAUCCCCUGUGGCUCAAGUGGUGAAAGGAGAGGCUGCAAAAGAAUGGAACUCUCCAGCAAGAUAUCCUGCAGACAUCAAGAGAGAAAAAAGGAAAGUCAAGAGCAGACCAUACUGGAUACAAUUGGUAUGCUGCACGUCAGUCGGUCCUCGGUGAAGGUAGAAAAUUACUAGGUUCUGAUAAUGCUUCCACUCAGCUCUCCACUCUGAUGGAUUCUUGUUAUUGACAUGCUAUUUGCAGUAUUUUUCUGUUUUUAGUUUGUCUUUAGGUGCAUAUUUUGAUCAUGUGUCUUCUGUUCAUUUUGGUAGCCUCCUAGGAGUUUGGUUUUAUAUGUUGACCAUCUUCAGUUAUUAUUUUAUCCUUGCAAUCAUACAUUUUUACUAUACUUAGUAACCUAUCAUUAUUUUGGCCUGGACCUAUAUUUUAGUCCGGUCUUAGUUCUUGAAAUUUUGGUCCCAAGGGUCGGGGCAUAUUGUCUCUGUCUUAGAUUAAGUCUCAUAAUAACUUGCAGUUUCUGCCUUUUA
Messenger RNA from Glycine soja, 3939 nucleotides. RefSeq lists its product as uncharacterized. The record is from RefSeq and is a predicted model, not a curated record. Lineage: Eukaryota; Viridiplantae; Streptophyta; Magnoliopsida; Fabales; Fabaceae. The coding region runs from base 290 to 3571 and encodes 1093 amino acids. The transcript is spliced from 5 exons.